AUCGAAACCCCAAGGAACUCACAGUCUAAACAAAAAACCAAAACCUCAACCUCCUCAAUAACAUCAUACCAGCCGUUGAAGAAUGGCGAAGGCAUCUAGUUUGGUGGGAAAGCUUGAAAUAGACGUGGAGAUCAAAGCGUCGGCGGAGAAGUUCCAUCACAUGUGGGCAGGGAAACCACACCAUGUUUCCAAAGCAACUCCAAGCAACAUUCAAGACUGUGUGCUGCACGAAGGCGACUGGGGCAAAGUCGGCUCUAUCCUCAUCUGGAACUACGUUCAUGAUGGAAAGGAACAGGUGGCGCAUGAGAGGAUCGAAGCCGUAGAGCCAGAAAAUAACUUGAUCACGUUUAGGGUUUUAGAUGGGGAUUUGAUGAAAGAGUACACGAGCUUUGUGACAACGAUCCAAGUUACCCCUAAGCAUGGAGGGCCUGGAAGUAUUGUGCACUGGCACCUUGAGUAUGAGAAAAUUAGUGACGAGGUAGCUCAUCCGGAAACUCUACUCCAGUUCUGUAUCGAAAUCUCCAAAGAGAUUGACGAACAUCUUUUGGCCGAGGAAGAAGAGGUGAAGCAAACAGAGACGUCUAGUUUGGUGGGAAAGCUUGAAACAGACGUGGAGAUCAAAGCUUCGGCUGAGAAGUUCCAUCACAUGUGGUCAGGGAAACCACACCAUGUUUCCAAAGCAACUCCAGGCAACAUUCAAGACUGUGUGCUGCACGAAGGCGACUGGGGAAAAGUUGGCUCUAUCCUCAUCUGGAACUACGUUCAUGAUGGGGAGGCAAAGGUGGCUAAGGAGAAGAUCGAGGCGGUGGAGCCGGAUAAGAACCUGAUCACGUUCAGGGUUAUAGAUGGUGAUCUGAUGAAAGAGUACAAAAGCUUCGUGUUCACAAUCCAGGUGACCCCUAAGGAUGGAGGGUCAGGGAGUAAUGUGCACUGGCACCUUGAGUAUGAGAAAAUUAGCGAGGAGGUUGCUCAUCCCGAGACACUCCUCCAACUAUGUGUGGAGAUCUCCAAAGAGAUAGAUGAACAUCUCUUGGCCGAGGAAUAGAGAAGAUCUCCUCGUGCAUGUAUAUGUAUGUCAGUGUGUACCUGAAGUUCAGUAGUAUUUGAGUUCAAAUAUAAUGCAAUUAAUAAGGACUAUGAGCCAUGCAUGUCCGAGUUUGUGAGAUUUAUAAAUGUGAGUGUGCUGUGUGCAUGAAUAUAUGUGUAUUAAGAUACGUUGGAAAUUAUAAGUUUGAGCAGUGACGUGUAGUGCUAUUAUGUAGCUACUACAAUAUGUAAUUUUGUUAUGUUUGCUAAAGCUAAUAAUAUAUGUUUUCAUUA
Molecule: messenger RNA, 1320 nt
Organism: Camelina sativa (false flax)
Lineage: Eukaryota; Viridiplantae; Streptophyta; Magnoliopsida; Brassicales; Brassicaceae
Product: MLP-like protein 28
Biological process (GO): defense response
Source: RefSeq, a predicted model, not a curated record